Molecule: messenger RNA, 1813 nt
Organism: Chenopodium quinoa (quinoa)
Lineage: Eukaryota; Viridiplantae; Streptophyta; Magnoliopsida; Caryophyllales; Amaranthaceae
Product: UDP-glycosyltransferase 84B2-like
Exons: 1
Coding region: 86-1597 (503 amino acids)
Molecular function (GO): UDP-glycosyltransferase activity
Source: RefSeq, a predicted model, not a curated record
CUAUAAAUUUGUACAAAAUAAGUUCAGUCGUCUUACAAUUAUUUAUUGGCUCAAAAUAAUAUACGUACUUUUUGGAACACCAAUAAUGGAAGAAGAAAAACAAACAAUUCAUGUAUUAAUGGUAGCAUUUUCAUCCCAAGGUCACAUUAACCCUAUGCUUAGACUAGGUAAACAGUUACAAAAUAAAGGCCUUCAUGUUACUCUUGCCGUCACUGAAAUUUUCCUCCAUCGAAUUGCGACGAACCACCAUUCGACAACUGCCACCACCACCGCCGCCGCCGCCGACAAUCAGAUCCCCUCUAUAUCGGGGAUCGAUAUCGCGUCCUUCUCUGAUGGGCUAAGCCUAGAGUAUGACCGUAAGAGCAACCUAGAUACGUACAUGAAGACACUAGCCGAAUUUGGGCCGGUAAAUUUGACUAGCCUUGUUACGUCUCUAGGCUGUGACAUUACUAGGCCGAAGAAAUUUUCAUGUAUUAUAAAUAACCCUUUUGUGCCAUGGGUUGCUGACGUGGCGUCGCGACUAGGAAUACCGUGUGGUAUGCUAUGGAUUCAACCAUGCACACUCUUUGCAAUCUACCAUGGGUUUUACAACAGUCCUGAAGAUUUCCCUACGAAAGAAAACCCCGAAAAGAGCGUGAAAUUACCGGGUUUACCCUUGCUACAAACUUCUGAUCUUCCUUCUUUUGUGCUCCCUUUUAAUGUUUUUGGGAGCCUAGCAAAUGUAUUUUUUGAAUCCAUUAAAAACAUCCAUAAGUUGAGGUGGGUUAUGGCUAAUUCUUUCUAUGAGCUAGAGAAAGAAGUGAUUGAUUCUAUGUCAAAAUUCGUUGUGAUCAAGGGAGUCGGUCCAUUAGUCCCUGCGACACUCUUAGGCCAAGAUGAUCAUGAAGGACGCGAUUUUGUAGGGAUUGAUAUGUGGAAAGCCGAUGAUAGAUGCAUAGAGUGGCUUAACCAAAAGGAUCCUAACUCGGUAAUUUACGUGUCAUUUGGGAGCUUGGUAGUCCUUUCGAAAACACAGAUGGAGAGUAUUGCAACCGCGCUAAGGGAGAGCAAGAGGCCAUUUCUUUGGGUGGUGAAGCCGUCCGAAUUUCAGGUGACCGAGGGUGCCGGUGAACUUCCUAAGGGAUUUUUGGAUGAAACUAAGGAGCAAGGGCUAGUGGUACCAUGGUGUGCACAAAUUAUGGUUUUGUCACAUAAAUCUAUUGCUUGUUUUGUAACACAUUGUGGUUGGAAUUCUAUGUUAGAAACUAUUAGUGCUGGUGUUCCUGUUAUUGCUUAUCCAAUGUGGACUGACCAGCCAACUAAUGCUAAGCUUAUGGCUGACGUUUUUGGAGUUGGGCUAAGGUUAAGGCCCAAUAAUGAUGGGUUUUUUGAAAGUGAGACAAUUAAGGAGUACAUUGAAGAGAUCAUGGAUGGACCAAGGUCGGUUGAGUUUCGGGCCAAGGCAACGGAAUGGAAGUCCAUGGCUAGGGAUGCGGUGGCCUGUGGCGGAUCAUCGGAUCGGAAUAUUCAAGAGUUCAUUGAUGACAUUGUUAAACUAUCAUCAUCUCAUACUAUAAAAUGCAAUGUGGAUUCUUCUACAAAGUGUCAAAGUUCUUGAUAAAGGUGACGUUUGUAAUGUCUUUAUGUUGUAUGGACUAUUGUCCUCAAAAAAAAAAAAAAAAAUGUUGUAUGGACUAUACUGUAAUCCUGUGGGCCUAUUGGGCAAUACAGUUAAUCUUUGGGCUUAUUGGGCUAUGUAUGUUAACAACUACAAUCUUGCGAAUCUCAUUUUGUAUUGUUGUGAAUAUAGAAUAUACUAGAAGACCUUUUUGUA